CGGGUUUUAAAAAACGCCAGCCCAACUCUGCGGAGCGGGCCGUUUGAACCCCAGACAGUGCCGCUGGUGCACUAUUCUGCGGGCGCACGUGGUCGGGGCGCCCCUAGACCUGACCUGGACACCAGCCUUGACCCCCGAACCCAGAAGGCGGGGAAGGAACCGCGGGGCCGAGACCCUCUGCGUCAGCCAUGGGCCCGCGCCGCCGGAAGCGCAAGACCGAAACACCAAGGAGACGCACCGCUAGCCCGACCCCCGCCACCCCACGUCCGACCCCCGCCACCCCACGUCCGCCCCCUUCCAGAGGCCCUUCCUUCCGUCGUCGGUACCGGAGACAUCUGGUUCUGAGGGAGAUCAAAAAUCUUCAGAAGAGCACACACCUUUUGUUAAGGAAGGCCCCCUUCUGCCGCCUGGCAAGAGAAAUAUGUGUUAAAUUCACUCGUGGUGUGGACUUCAGUUGGCAAGCUCACGCCCUGCUGGCCCUACAGGAGGCAGCAGAAGCCUUUCUGGUGCAUCUCUUUGAGGACGCCUACCUCCUCUCCCUCCACGCCGGCCGCGUCACCCUCUUCCCGAAGGACGUGCAGCUGGCCAGGAGGAUCCGAGGCAUCGAGGAGGGGCUCGGCUGAGCUGCCCCUGCCCGGGUCCGUGUGUCCGGCUCGCCAAGGGAAGAUACCAGGGACUCCAGCUGGGAGUCCGAGGUGCUGGCUGGACUUGGUGUUUCUGAGUCGAGUGCGCAUGUUGCUUUUGUAACUGGUUCUUUUAAAAAGGAGUGGGCUGCCGGGCUUCCCUCUGCAGCUGAGGACGCGGAUGAGAAAGUCAGCGUGGUCCCGGGGGCCUGGGGGCUGCUUCCAGACAGAGGGGCUCCGAGGUUGACUGCAGUUUGUAAAUUAUUCGUAUGGCUGCUUCGUGAUUUUGGAGACAUCAGAUUUGCUGAUAUCUGCGUGCUGUCUGAGAUCUUCCUGGACCAUUUAAAGCUUUUACCAUACGUAUAUUUACUUGUGUUUAACACGGAAGGG
This is a messenger RNA of Phyllostomus discolor (pale spear-nosed bat), 1013 nucleotides long. RefSeq names its product centromere protein A (gene CENPA). Lineage: Eukaryota; Metazoa; Chordata; Mammalia; Chiroptera; Phyllostomidae. The record is from RefSeq and is a predicted model, not a curated record. Gene Ontology annotation, molecular function: DNA binding; structural constituent of chromatin; protein heterodimerization activity. The transcript has 5 exons. Gene Ontology annotation, cellular component: nucleosome. The coding region runs from base 189 to 623 and encodes 144 amino acids.